Molecule: messenger RNA, 327 nt
Organism: Loa loa (African eye worm)
Lineage: Eukaryota; Metazoa; Nematoda; Chromadorea; Rhabditida; Onchocercidae
Exons: 3
Coding region: 1-327 (108 amino acids)
Source: RefSeq, a predicted model, not a curated record
AUGAUAGCUGACGUCUUACAAAGGAGUGAUGAAAUCCAUAGAGCAAUAGCGGUCAAGAUGAGAAAGAUGGAAAAGUCAACAAAACGAAAUGGGAGUGAGACGAAAGCAAUGACAAAUUUAAAGAGAGAGUCGCUGUAUCAUUCUGAUAACCUUGUCAAAAGUAACCAGAGCCGUGCUAUGGCUGACUGCCCUAUUUUGUUAAGCAGCCUUUACUAUCGUAUCCUUCGAAUAUCGACUGUAUCGAUGAUUCAUGAGGUCGUCAAACAAGUAUGUCUACGUCACAACAGAAUAUGGCAUGAUACUCAUGAUGCAGAUCCAUAUCUUUAA